Messenger RNA from Toxorhynchites rutilus septentrionalis, 1560 nucleotides. RefSeq lists its product as uncharacterized. NCBI's taxonomy places the organism in Eukaryota, Metazoa, Arthropoda, Insecta, Diptera, Culicidae. The transcript has a single exon. Bases 1 to 1560 code for a protein of 519 amino acids. The record is from RefSeq and is a predicted model, not a curated record.
AUGCUGUUUAGCAGCGAUUAUUCUGUUUAUCGGGGGGACCGCACUGCGUUGACGAGCACUAAGAAGCGUUCAGGCGAUGUCCUCAUUGCUGUGAAGGAUACCAUCCCGUCCAGUCUAAUUCCGACUAACGUAGACAGCAUUGAGCACGUAUGGGUGUCGUUAAGCAUGUCACAAUGUAAGCUUGUCAUUGGUGCCGUGUAUAUUCCUCCAGAUAAGGCGUCGAAUGUGCAGUUGUCUAAUCUUCAUAUCGACUGUAUGGAAUCAGUAGUCUCACACUUCGGGCAUGAUUCGGUUGCUGUAUUCGGUGACUACAACAGACCUGGACUGCGAUGGAUUCGAAACGAUAAUUCUAGAUGUUGCGUGGAUCUCACAAUAUCAUCUAUUACUCAAUCCAACUCUGUUCUGCUUGACGGCAUGAGCUCCAAUAACAUGUGGCAGAUGAACUGCCUGAAAAACCACUCCGGGAAUACGCUUGAUCUGUUAUUUGUCAAUGAGGAGAUAACUAACUACUUGACUAUUGAUGAAAUUGACAAUCCUCUUGUUCCAACCGACAUCCACCAUCCACCUUCCUCAUGUACAAUCGAAAUUGACAAGCCUUUACUAGAGCUCAAUGACCAUGAAUUUGACGUCGAAGCACUUAACAUCAAGAAAGCUGAUUUCAACAGAUUGGGCCAAUAUUUACCGUCAGUGGACUGGUCGCCAAUGAUCCAGUGUGUAAAUCUGGAUGAUGCUGUCGAGAAGUUCACUCUCAUACUUCAACGCGCUUUCAUCUUAUUCGUUCCACAUCUACGUCCCCCGCAGAAACCACCUUGGUCAAACGCUGAGCUUCGACGUAGGAAUAAACGCUGCAACGCUGCGCAUAAGAUUUACCGAAGAAAUGGUACAUCAACGAACAAAGCGUCGUUUCAAUUCGCCAGCCGUCAAUAUAGAAGCCUGAACCGUCAACUCUAUCGUAAACAUGUGGUCUUUAUGGAACGAAAUUUGAAACGCAAUCCAAAAAGCUUCUGGAAUUUUGUGAAAUCUAAGCGCAAAGAGUCUACACUACCUUCGGCAAUGUAUUUGGAUGAACGAUUGGCUUGCAGCUCUUCGGAUAAAUGUGAGCUUUUUGCUUCCUACUUCAGUUCGAUGUUCAACCCCACCUCUGACAGUGUUGAAGCUGCUCUGGAACUAACUCCUGCUGGGAGCGCUGACGCUGAUACACCUGAAGUAUCACCAGAAGGGAUACGAAAAGCGGUCGAGAAAUUAAAAAUUUCCUAUCAGCCUGGACCUGAUGGAAUUGCAGCGUGUGUUCUGAAAAAAUGCUUCGAACAUCUGGAGCAGCCACUCACUCAUUUGUACAACUUGUCUCUGAGAACUGCAACCUUCCCGACUCGAUGGAAAGCAUCGUUCAUGUUUCCGGUGCAUAAAAAAGGAAGCAAAAACGAUGUCCGGUGUUAUCGGGGCAUCACAUCGCUGAGUGCUUGCUCAAAGCUAUUUGAAAUAAUUAUGUCGGAACACAUGUUUCGUCAGGUGAGACACUACAUUUCCCCGAACCAGAAGUGUCACUACAAAUUUGUGUGA